CCAUUACCGCCGCCGACAAAACCUCCUUUUGCUUUGGCUGCGCUUGUCGGGCAGGCGCUUGGGGCAGCCGCGCUUUUGCUCUCUCCUGUCAUGGCUCUGAACUUUAAUUCCGACAUCCACUACACGCCGUACGUCGACGAGUCGGAUCUCGACCCAGCCAUCAAGCUCAUCGAGAGCGGACUGUCCGAACCAUACUCGAUCUACACGUACCGCUAUUUUGUGCAGCAGUGGCCCGAGCUGUGCCUGCUGGCGCGCAACGAGCACGAAAAAUGUGUUGGCGUUAUCAUCUGCAAGCUCGAGCCCCAUCCGGCGCGGCGCCGACACUCGUCCCUCUUGCGCGGCUACAUCGGCAUGGUCGCUGUCGACCACGCCUACCGCAAGCGCGGCAUCGGCUCCACCCUAGUUCUCAACGCAAUCGACAUCAUGAAGCGCAUGGGUGCCGACGAGGUUAUCCUCGAGACCGAAACAAAGAACAAGGGCGCGCUCUCCUUGUAUGAGGCCGUCGGCUUCAUCAGGGAGAAGUGUCUCUGCAGAUACUACAUGGACGGCUCGGAUGCCUUCAGGCUCAAAAUGUGGAUCGGCAAGCCAGAACCACUGGUGACACUAUGACUGUGAGAUGCGUAUUGAUGUAUACGCAAGGCGAAACCGUCCACGCAGUGUAUAU
Messenger RNA from Linderina pennispora, 664 nucleotides. RefSeq names its product putative n-acetyltransferase mak3. Gene Ontology annotation, cellular component: NatC complex. Lineage: Eukaryota; Fungi; Kickxellomycota; Kickxellomycetes; Kickxellales; Kickxellaceae. Bases 91 to 609 code for a protein of 172 amino acids. The transcript has 2 exons. The record is from RefSeq and is a predicted model, not a curated record. Gene Ontology annotation, molecular function: protein-N-terminal amino-acid acetyltransferase activity. Gene Ontology annotation, biological process: N-terminal peptidyl-methionine acetylation.